Messenger RNA from Drosophila subobscura, 1654 nucleotides. Its product is annotated as arginine kinase. Gene Ontology annotation, biological process: phosphocreatine biosynthetic process. The coding region runs from base 164 to 1534 and encodes 456 amino acids. The record is from RefSeq and is a predicted model, not a curated record. The transcript is spliced from 3 exons. Lineage: Eukaryota; Metazoa; Arthropoda; Insecta; Diptera; Drosophilidae. Gene Ontology annotation, molecular function: creatine kinase activity.
AGAAGGCAGUCAGCUACGCUACAGUUCGGACGCAUUUCUCGUCCCAAUAGAAAAUUUCAUAAAAUUCAAUAUCAACUUCAAUUUACAUUUUUUUUUUUUGAGAAUUUCCCUUUUGCGUUGUUCAUAAAUUUUGGGUUUUCGGUGUGCAAAAUUGAUUGCAAUCAUGACUUCGAUUGAAUCGAAACGCGUGCAAUAUCGCAAGUAUCUGGAGCGAGCCGGCGUCAUUGAUGCCUUGAGCAAGGCGCUCAUCAAGUUGUACGAGGAACAGAACAAGCCCGAGGAUGCCAUACGCUUUGUGCGCAAAUUCAUGUGCGAGAGCUGCCCGGAUGAUGCCCAGUACGACCUCAUGAAGAACGAUCUGGAGGAGGCCAAGACGAGCAUAUCACGCCUGGAGCAGGAGCUAGAGCGGCUGCGUGGACAAAUCAAAAAGUCUCCCGAGGAGUACCAGGCGCUUACCCUGGCUGGCUACAAAUCCCUCACAGACGAUGAGGAGCAUGUUGGUUCGCUGCUGCGCAAGUACCUAACACCGGAGCUGGUGGAGGAGUACAUGCUGAUCACGACAUCGGCGCCAGUGGAUGCCUAUCUGUACGAUUGCGCCGUCUCGGGCUUUGAGCAUCACGACUCGUCGGUGGGCAUCUAUGCCGCGGAUCCCGAGAGCUACGAUGUCUUCUCAAAGAUCUUUGAUCCGAUUAUCAAGGACUACCACGCCCAGCAGGACAACGAGUCGGAUGUGCUGCAGAAGGACACCGACUGGGGCAAUGUGGAUGAGAUCGAGAACCUGGAUCCGGAGCGCAAGUACAUCAUCUCGGCGCGCAUUCGCAUCGCUCGCAACAUCGAGGGCUUCCCGUUCUUCCCCAAGCUGACGGAGAAGCAGUUCAUCGAGGUGGAGGAGAAGGUGCGUGCCGCCACCGAGACCAUGGAUGGGGAGCACAUCGGCUCCUACCUGACCCUGGGCGACAUCGAUGCCGAGACCCAGCAGGAGAUGGUGAAGCGUCACAUAAUGUUCCAUCGCGGCGACGCAUAUCUGACCACCGCCGGCUGCUAUCGCUUCUGGCCCACGGGCCGUGGUGUCUACCACAAUCCGGCUGCUACUUUCCUGAUCUGGGUCAACGAGGAGGAUCACUUGCGCAUCAUUUCAAUGGCCCCGUGCGGCGACUUGGGCGAUGUCUACAAUCGCCUGGUCAAUGGCCUGCAGGAGCUCGAGAAGACGCUGACCUUUGCGCGCAGCCCUCGCUAUGGCUUCCUCAGUGCCUGCCCCACUAAUCUGGGCACCACCCUGCGUGCCUCGGUGCACAUUCGCCUGCCGCUGCUGAGCAAGGACAACGAACGUUUGGUCGCUCUGGCCGAUGAGCUGCAACUGCAGAUACGCGGCACUGGCGGCGAGCACACAGCCAUCGAGGAUGGCGUCAUGGACAUAUCAAACAGACGUCGUCUCGGCUUCACCGAAUUCGAGCUGGUCAAGUCUCUGCAGGACGGCAUUGUGGCCCUAAUCAAUGCGGAGGAGGAGCUCGAGACAGCCGGACAGGAGGGUUAAAUAAUGUCACCCCCAGUCCCCCGAACACACACAAAACACGAAAGGAAAGCUGAACCCAAAAGUACACUCAACAAUGCAUCAUUUUUGGUCAAAUAAAUAAUUCUAAUAGUCCGGUAAGCA